Molecule: messenger RNA, 2951 nt
Organism: Pteropus alecto (black flying fox)
Lineage: Eukaryota; Metazoa; Chordata; Mammalia; Chiroptera; Pteropodidae
Gene: ADPRM
Product: ADP-ribose/CDP-alcohol diphosphatase, manganese dependent
Exons: 4
Coding region: 148-1176 (342 amino acids)
Molecular function (GO): ADP-ribose diphosphatase activity; 2',3'-cyclic-nucleotide 2'-phosphodiesterase activity; manganese ion binding
Source: RefSeq, a predicted model, not a curated record
GCCCCUCGACUUCCAGCACCGUUUCCGCUUCCUCCGGAAACCAGGAGGAGCACCUCUCUCCGCGCGGCUCGAUGGUGGCGCGGUAGCCUACGGGUAGUCUGGGAUCCUUUCGCAAAGGAGCUGGACCGUGAAACUUGUUUGGAGGUUAUGGAUGAUAAGCCCAGUCCUGGAACCCUAAAUGAGAAUUCAGAAUUUCUCUUCUCCUUUGGAGUUAUAGCAGAUAUUCAAUAUGCUAAUUUAGAAGAUGGCUAUAAUUACCAAGGAAACAGACGGAGAUACUACAGACAUAGUCUUCUUCACUUACAGGGUGCUAUUGAACACUGGAAUAAAGAACGCAUCCUACCCUGUUGUGUACUUCAGCUUGGAGAUAUCAUCGAUGGAUAUAAUGCACAGUAUAAAGCAUCAGAAAAGUCACUAGAACUUGUUAUGAACGUGUUUCAAAUGCUUAAAGUCCCAGUUCAUCAUACGUGGGGAAAUCAUGAAUUCUAUAACUUCAGCAGAGACUAUUUAACGAACUCUAAACUGAACACAAAGUAUCUAGAAGACCAGAUUGUACAUCAUCCUGAGACUGUGACUUCAGGGAAUUACUAUGCUUAUCAUUUUGUACCAUUCCCUAAAUUCCGGUUCAUUUUACUCGAUGCUUAUGACUUGAGUGUCUUGGGCGUGGAUCAGUCUUCUCCAAAAUACCAGCAGUGUCUGAAGAUGCUGAGGGAGCACAAUCCAAAUUUGGAAUUGAAUAGUCCUCAAGGACUUUCUGAGCCUCAGUUUGUCCAGUUUAAUGGAGGAUUCAGCCAAGAACAGCUGAACUGGUUGAAUGAAGUCCUUACAUUCUCUGACACAAACCAAGAAAAGGUGGUAAUAGUGAGCCAUCUUCCCAUUUAUCCAGAGGCCUCUGACAGUGUGUGCCUGGCCUGGAAUUACAGAGACGCCCUCACAGUCAUAUGGGCUCAUGAGUGUGUGGUGUGUUUCUUUGCUGGUCACACUCACGAUGGUGGCUACUCUGAGGAUCCUUUUGGUGUGCACCACAUCAAUCUAGAAGGGGUUAUUGAAACAGCUCCGGACAGCCAGGCUUUUGGCACAGUGUAUGUCUAUCCUGACAAAAUGAUGUUGAAAGGGAGAGGCAGAGUUCCAGACAGAAUUAUGAAUUACAAGAAGGAAAAAGCUUUCCAUUUUUAGUCUGAUUUAUUUUAUCUUUAUAUAAAGAGGAUGAUUUAGCCUUGUUUUGUUCCCCUACCUCACCCCCAAAUCCUCAGUCUCAUUGCGUAGUAUUGUAAUUGCAUAACAAAAUAUAUUUAUGGCUUCAGUGUGUGUUGGCUUAUAAGACAUUCUGAAAUGUCAUUUUCGUAUAAUAUAUCCAAUGCUGAAAAUUGGAAAGAAAAUUAAUGAAAGUGGCAUGAAUAAGCCAGAGAGGAGACUGAAGGGGCAUGGGGCUGAGGGGAGGGGAAUAUAGUCCUUAAAACUUUAUUUUAGCCUUACCUGUUUUUUUUUUUUUUUUUUUGGUUUGGUUUGGUUUUGUUUUUUUUACUUUUUACAAGGAAAAUAUGUUUAUGUAUUAGCUAUGUAAAAUUGCUCAAAAUUCAUAGUAAAAAAAUAAGCUUAGGUAAAACUUUUCCUUAUUACUCUGUGUGAAUGAGCUUUGGACUUUUUUUGCUUAGAAUAUCCAUCAUAUUGUACUUUUAUAGAUUUGUGUUCCUAUUUUGUAAACAAACCAAAAAUAAUCAAGUUACUUCACACGUGAAUGAAUGGUGUUCCCAUUCACACAGGUGAAUAUGUAUCCUCCCAUGUGAGGCUGUAAGAAGGGCCUUCAAAGAAGUUAUAUGGUCCUCUUGUGAUUCCAACUAAAGCAGGAUCAAGUGCAAGAGCAGCUGUGUGCCUGCUAAUGUGGUCUGUUUGGGCCACCAGCUAGUGCUGCAUGAAUUUACCCUUGAUUCCCUUUAUAGAUGAAUGGGACAUGUUUAACUCAGUUGUCAUAUAUGCUGGCUUAUUUGCAGAAACACUUACUAGAUGGCAAAUGGGGCUGUUUAAGUGCAGAGAAAGGUUGAUUCGGGGCUUAAAAAAACAGUACGAGAUAAAAAACCAAUACUAGUCAACAUGAGUGUGCCCACAGAGUACCUACUCACUAUAGGGGUGUACAAGUACAUUUUCUGUGGCUGCUGUAACAAAUUACCACAAACUUAGUGGCUUUAAUAACAUAUUUGUUCUGUUAUAGUUCUGGAGGUCAGAAUUCUGAAAUUAUUUUCGCUAGGUUAAGAUCAAGAUAUCAGGGCCAUGCUCCCUCAAGGAGAUCUAGGGGAGACUAUUUCCUUGCCUUUUCCAGCUUCUAGAGCUACAUUUCUUGCAUUUCUUGGCUUAAGGCCCCCUUCUUUCAUCUUCAAAGCCAGCAAGGUAGCAUUUUCAAAUCCCUUUCUGCUUUGUUGUCAUAUCACCUCCUCUUCUAUAUAGUCAAGUCUCUCUGCCUCCCUCUUAUAAUUGUGAUUACACUGAAGGCCCACCCAGAUAAUCCAGGAUAAUGUCAUCUCAAAAUCCUUAACUCGAUCACAUCUGCAAAAUUCAUUUUGUUAUAUAACACUCAUAGGUUCUGGGGAUUAGGGCCUGGAUAUCUUUGAGGGCCAUUAUACAUCCUGCCACAGAGGUGACUGUAAUGUGCUCCCCGCAUUCACCAACUUAAUGAUGAAUGAGACAUCCCUAGAUACAAAUGUGUGAAGAAUGGACCGUAGGAAUGUGGAGCAGGAGUAAAGUUUUGUGUUUUCUGUUUGCCCCGAGAAUACUCGCUGGUGACGUUUGCGCCUGCCAUUUACCCUGAGAUAACUCAUGGAUUAUAGUCUUAACCUUACCCCCGAAGUUUGCCACAAAAUAUCUCGCUUUUAUUAUUAUUUUCGCAUUGCUCUAGUGUAUCAGUAGUCUUUAGAAACAAAUAACAUCAUUCUAUUUAUAGCAUUCUGUUUUUAGUG